Molecule: messenger RNA, 5303 nt
Organism: Aplysia californica (California sea hare)
Lineage: Eukaryota; Metazoa; Mollusca; Gastropoda; Aplysiida; Aplysiidae
Product: discoidin domain-containing receptor 2
Biological process (GO): protein phosphorylation; multicellular organism development; cell surface receptor protein tyrosine kinase signaling pathway
Cellular component (GO): signaling receptor complex
Molecular function (GO): ATP binding; protein tyrosine kinase collagen receptor activity; collagen binding
Source: RefSeq, a predicted model, not a curated record
CCCGUGUCUGUGUUUUGUCUCGUCCACAGAAUUAGACAAGAGAUAGAAGGCGGCGCCUGGUGUCCGCGGCGGCAGAUCAAAGAGAACGUCUACGAGUACCUGCAGAUUGACCUGUCCCGGCUCUCCGUUAUCACCAAGGUGGAGACUCAGGGCCGCUUUGGGAACGGACAGGGCAAGGAGUUUGUGACGGAGUACCUCCUAGAGUAUCAGCGGGAGGAGGGCGGACCCUGGUUCCGGUUCCGGAACAGGAACUCUGAGGAGAAAAUCCGCGGCAACAGAAACGAGUACCUGGCGGACAUGCGCGACGUGGACCCUCCCAUCAUCGGGCGGAAGAUCCGGUUCAUCCCCUACAGCGAGUCGCCUCGCACCGUCUGCAUGAGGGUGGAGAUGUACGGCUGUCGAUGGAACGAUUCCCUGAUGUCCUACUCCAUGCCCCAAGGACACCGGCGCGGGGCUGAGGUGGACCUGUAUGACUUCACUUACGACGGAAGAGUGGACCGCCGGCGGCGAGGACGACAUGAUGGAAGAGAAGGAGAACAAGGAAUACAACGACGAGUACAUCAGCGUCAUCAUCGGCGCCCUGGCCGCCCUUAUCUUCCUCCUCGUCUGCGUCAUCCUCAUCCUCUUCUGCCGCCACAAGCGGCGUAAGAACAACAACAACCGCCGGGGACACAAACCGGUCAGCAACAAUCACGUGACUAUCAACCUGAACGACCUGCGGGGAACCACCAACGGGAAGGUGUCCAACGGAAACAUGUAUAACAGUAUAGCAACCGACGACGCCGACUCGGACCGAGAUGGGGCGGGAUGCUGCAACGGAGGAGGAGGAGGAGGAGGAGGAGGAGGGAGUGGGAGUGGAGGAGGAGGAAGCGGAGGGAGCGUUGCAGGUGCCGGAGGUAGUGGCAUCGGAAGCGAGAAAUUUGGCUGUAAGCCUGCCUAUGUGCAGCCGAAAGAUAGCAUUCAGGCGGAUGUGGUGAGGCACCAUGAGGCCCCUGAGCCUGAGCGAUACAUCAGUUGUUUCACAGUGGCUUCCCCUGCGCCGGUUGACGCAGGGGGAGAGCACCGUGACUACGCCGUCCCCGACAUCACAAAGUCCGCCCUGGUUGUCAAUCUCCCGCCCCGAGGCUCCGCCCCCAACAAGCUGUCCCUGAUGGACAAGCCGCCCAACUACGAUGCCCUGUACGCGGCAGCCGACAUCGUGAACGUGCACGGCGGGAGUGUGCCCAGCAUGCAGGGUGUGAGCGGCAACAAUGUGUACGCUGUGCCCAACGCUGACCUGCUGUGUAGCAUCGACUACUCCGUGAUGGAGCUACGGAGGGAGGACUUGAGAUUUGUGGAGGUUCUGGGAGAGGGACAGUUCGGAGAGAGCUGACUUCCACAAGGAGAUCAAGAUCAUGUCUCAGCUGAAGGACCUGAACAUCGUGCGUGUGCUGGGCGUGUGUACCCAGGAGGAGCCGCUGUGCAUGGUGGUGGAGUACAUGAAGUACGGCGACCUCAACCAGUUCCUCAUCGACCAUGAGCCCGAGAGCCCCGUCGCUCAAGCCACCAACGCUAAAACUCUCAGCUACGGCUGCCUGAUCUACAUAGCCUCCCAGAUUUCCUCGGGCAUGAAGUACCUGGAGUCGCUGAACAUGGUUCAUCGGGACCUGGCCACACGCAACUGCCUGGUUGGCCAUCACUUCCUCAUCAAGAUCUCGGACUUUGGCAUGAGCCGCAGCCUGUACACCUCCGACUACUACCGCAUCGAGGGCCGCGCCGUGCUGCCCAUCCGCUGGAUGGCCUGGGAGAGCAUUCUACUGGGUAAAUUCACCACCAAGAGCGACGUCUGGUCAUUUGCCGUGACCUUGUGGGAAGUCCUGACCUUUGCGAGAGAACAACCCUUCCUGGCACUGACCGACGAACAAGUCAUCGAGAACGCCGGACACUGUUACCGUGACGACAACCUCCAGACCGUGCUGCCCAUGCCCGUGAACUGCCCCAAGGAGAUCUACGACCUGAUGUGUGAGUGCUGGAACAGGCAGGAGAGCGUGCGCCCCACCUUCAGGGAGAUCCACAUGUUCCUGCAGAGAAAGAACAUGGGCUACAACCCCGCCGAGGAGAAGCUGGGCCAGAUUACGGUCCCUAUCUGCUGAUAGACUGCGGAGAGAGAGAGAGAGAGAGAAAUAGAUAUAGAUUGUGUGUAGGGUGAGACGUUCUAGAUAUUGCGUAGACCCAGUGAUGACUGUGUGUGGUCAGGUGCUCUAGAAAUUGUGUAGACGCACUGAUGGACUCACACUAUCUGACGAGGUGGAUAGAUGAAGAUGACAGGGGUUAAGAACUCUGUGAAGUGGUUGAUGGACAAUCAUUGAUAUCGCGGCUGACGUCUUCAUGACCUUGUUUCCCAUGUGGAGAUGACAGCGUCAUGGUCUCUGAACUACGACAGCUGAUGUGAAUGUUUUUGUCCUUUUGGGAAACUUUUGCUGAUUUCUACAUGAUGUUUGAUGAACACUGAAAAGUAAAAUACGCGAGGCUAAAAAGCAUUACGGUAGUCUGGUUGGUAUAGAACACUUUGUAUUUCCUCGUUCAUUUUCUAAAUGUGUUGCUCCUUCACUUUCUAUGUUUUCUUGUAUGGAAAUUUGUUUUUCCUUGGCCUGGACAAAGAUGCCUCAAUGGGUCUGAUUGUUACGACGGAUUUAUUUUCUCCGGCUCCUGUCUGAGUUGUUUUGUUUUUUUAAAGGAGAUGUCACAUCAGGUGAUGGACACAGAUGAUGACACAACUUGUGGCUGACACAGACAAUGACACUCACUCCUACAAAGACAAUGUUAGAAAGUUGUUACUUCUGUCUGACUGCCUCAUAGCUGCAGUAUAUCUUUGUGUGGUGGCUGAAACCUAACCUUUUGUUACGUUAGCUUGAGAGGACGAGAGUGAACAGGGAAGGGAUGAAAAAGAGAGAGAGGGAGAGGGAGAGGGAGAGAGAGAGAGAGACACAGAGAGAGAGACAGAGAGAGACAGAGAGAGACAGAGAGAGAGAGAGAGAGAGAGAGAGUGAGAGAUGGAGAAAGCAAGUGGAAAGACAAAAGGAAAAAAAGAUAGAACCAUCUGCCAUUUUUCAAAAGCCAUGGAUCGUCAACUUCAGUUGUUGUUUCGUACGGUGUUCCAAGUGGUGACUGACCUUGAAAAUGCUAGUAGCCUGAGUAUUGCACUUGCUACGCUUCGCUUUGGAAAGCUUUAAGACUGCCGCUAACGAGUCCCGCUGUGCUCUCUUGCUUCAUUCUUUCAGUGUGUUGCUUCUUAAUGCCAACUUCUGUUUGGUAUUUGUACGCAAUUCAGAAGGAAAUCUUUCUGAAAUGUCUAUAAUUUUGUGAAAGAACCUACGAAGACUUUCUCAAUAAAGGAUGGAGUGGUCCGAAGACUUUCUCAAUAAAGGAUGGAGUGGUCUUAACUGAUAGAGAGAAAUUGCCAUUGUCCAGACACUCGUGAGUACUCCGUGCUCAGAAAGCUUCACUGGGUCUUGCAACAAACACAGAAGUUUGGUCUCACAGACCUGCCCCGUACUGUGUUGUUACAGAAGUGGAGCGCGCUCAUAUGACCUUAUGCAGUUGCGAGCGCCAUAAAACCCUGUACUACUACUACAGAAGUGGACAAAAGGCUAUGUCCAGUCGCCGGGCACAUGUUCCGGUGCCUGUUGUACACAACGUUGGAUCUAUGGAUGUGUCGAGUGCUUUCCUUACAGAUGGAUCCCCAUACACAGCCUGCGUUGAAAAGGACGUACUCUUCCACAAGACAUUAUGUGCCAGAGUUCAAGCUGGUGAAUGGAGUAUCAAUAUUUUGUUAAAGUUGAAGGUGAUGUUGAUUAGAUGGUACUUAUGUUGGUGACUUUGAUCAUAAUGAUGAUAAGAAUGAUGAUUGUGAGGAUGAAGAUAUGCUACAAUUGCCAUGAUGAUAAUCAUUAUGAUAAUAUCACAUGAUUAUUGCAAUGAUAAUUGUUAGGAAGAUAUUUUGCUUUCUUCUGUAGCAUGCAAUGAUACAUACACAAAGUUGAGAAGCUGUCUGAAUAGCCGGUGUCUGUCAUCUGGAGCAUGUUUCAGAUCUAAUUCCUUGUAUAUUUCUUGACACGGUUUUCUGCCUGUAAAGACUUGCAAACUGCAGGAAGCUCUUACAUAUUGUCAAAUUCCUAUAGCCACUAUCAUGUGCCAAACUGUAGCCACCAGCCACAGUAGCCACUGAGUCAUAUAUAGGUGUGCUCACACACUCUUGUCCCAUAAUUUGACACUCGUAGCAUGACGGUAGCCGUGAGUUUACUCGGAUUCUUUUUCUCUGAACUGAUCUGAAGAGAUGACAGGCUUGAGGCGUACGUACAAGCAACUGUCCCUCCCUGGGAGGACUGCUGAUGGGGAGUGGUGUGUACGUCACGACGUUCUUGUUUGAUACUGAGUGAGAGUGUUGUUGGUUAUGCUACGCCGUUCUCUUACUGACGACUAUUUCACUUGCGACGUGCCUGGCACGAGACUGGCACAUUCUAAAAAUAAACAUCGAUUAAGCUGACCUUACCUCAAUUGGACGUAUUUUGUGAGACAGAUAAUUUUUUUAGUAGACUUACAUAUUUUCCACUUUGGUAACAAAAGUCAUACUUUUUCUCAAUUAACGUUAUUUUUAUGAGCUUUGAUUGUCGUGUUCCAUCAUUUUACAUUGAGUUAAUGGAGAAUAUUUGCUUGUAAGAUAGCAAAUAAUUAUGUAUUUGUAUUAUGUUAUGACUGACAGGCUCAUUUCAGUCAUUUGUAUGAAAGAUUCAUGGAAGAAUAGUGCACACUUUAUCUUUGUCGUUUUUCUUCUCAUCUUUUAGAAAGUUCAACCGUAGUUCAGGUUAUUGUUCAUUUUUUCUGUCUUUAAUCAGUUUGUAGUUUUAUAUUAUCAUAAUUUACUGGGGGGGGGGGGGGGGGGGGUUCUCCACGGGAAAGAUAAAUGGGAAUGUAAGAGAUGAAGAGAGUUGACGGGGAACAGGAAACCUUCUGGAAUCAUCUCCUGUGAUUGAGAUUACAGGCAAAGUUCUUUGUUCACAGUAUGGAACUCACUGAAGUUGAAAACUUGAGUAAUCUUUUCUUGAAGUUAUCAAGAUUUGACCACAGUCUCAGAUUUCUAACGACAUAUUAGAAGGUAGUUAUUUGAGAACAUAAAAAAAAAUAGAUGAAAGAAUCUGAAAUUGCCAGUGUUCUCAUUCGGAGAGAAAAAAAAUGGAUAAACAGGACAGACAGAAAAGAACAGCAUUGUGAUGUAAUUUCACAAUUUUGUUGGAUUAUUUCUUUGAAAAAAAAAAAAGAAGAAA